Molecule: messenger RNA, 1668 nt
Organism: Populus euphratica (Euphrates poplar)
Lineage: Eukaryota; Viridiplantae; Streptophyta; Magnoliopsida; Malpighiales; Salicaceae
Product: ethylene-responsive transcription factor ERF061-like
Exons: 1
Coding region: 370-1311 (313 amino acids)
Biological process (GO): regulation of DNA-templated transcription
Molecular function (GO): DNA-binding transcription factor activity; DNA binding
Source: RefSeq, a predicted model, not a curated record
CCAACUAGUACCCAAACACAAGCCACCCUAACCCAAAAAUCUUCUUUGAAAUACUUCCCCCAAAAAAUUCCGACGACAUCUUCUUCUCUCAAAGCCAAAUUACUUUCGUUUCACCAUCGCCAAUCUGCUCUUCAUCAAACACUUUAUUAUUCCGUUUGCCCAUUAUAGCUCAAGCCUUAAGCUUUCUCUUCAUCUCUCAAAACCCCUUCAUUGUUUUCUAGCAAGACCGUUUCUUUUUUACUAGGAUCUCAUUUUUCUUUUGAAAACUAAUAUUUUGAAGGAAAAGGGACGGUUUUUAGUGCCCAUUUUACUUCCCUUUUAUUUUCUCCCUGUUUCCUCUGUUUUCCGUUCCAAAAGUUUCAGAUAAUCAUGGAAAGAAUGCAAGAAAACAACUUUUCUUUUGCAUUUAACAACACAAUUGAUAUUGGUUCCUCACUGUCACAACUUAUAUUGGCAGGAGGGACCAACACUUUGGAUUCAGUUUUCUCGUAUUGCCAAGCAGCAAGUACUCUUACUACUCCAGCUUUUGAGCCUUUAGGCUCAUCAGUCUAUCUCCACCAGAGAGAUCUAUUACAAAAAUUCAGUGAAGAAAACAGAACAAACACUUCCUUUUCUCACAAUUGGCUAGCAAACCCUCUUCAAAACCCUGUGCACACUAGAAAUUAUUUGGCUCCGACCAAGAAGAAACUAUACAGAGGAGUCAGGCAGAGGCAUUGGGGCAAAUGGGUUGCUGAAAUUAGACUCCCUCAAAACAGAAUGAGAGUCUGGUUAGGUACCUAUGACACAGCAGAAGCUGCAGCUUUUGCUUAUGAUCGUGCAGCUUAUAAACUUAGAGGUGAAUAUGCAAGAUUGAAUUUUCCAAAUCUAAAAGAUCCUACUGAGCUAGGAUUUAAAGAUUGUACAAGAUUGGAUGUUUUGAAGAGUACCGUAGAUGCCAAGAUUCAGGCAAUUUGUCAGAAGGUUAAAAAAGAGAGGGCUAAAAAGAAUGCAGGAAACAAGAGUACUGUUGAUGGUAAAAGCACAGAAAGUCAAAAACCAGUGAAGGUAGAUUCAAAUUCAUCAACACCAUCACCGUCGUCGUCCUCGUCGCAGCCGCCGCCGCCUUUUCUUUCGGGCAAUAAUUGGGGUUGUAGUGAAUUGGUGUCGCCGUCUGUUUCUGAAGAGGGGCUUUGGAAGUGUGAGAGUUCUUCUCCUUCUUUGUCUACAGAUUGUACUGUAAUGGUGCCACAAGAUUCGGAAUUCGAAGGCUGUUCGCUUGCAAGAAUGCCAUCUUAUGAUCCUGAGUUAAUUUGGGAGGUUCUUGCUAAUUAAGUAUCAUUUCUGUUACCAAUCUGAAUUAGGGACGGAUGAUUAUUAAUUUGGAGAAACAUUUGCUCAUUGUAUCUCUGGAUGUUUUCUUAGUGCAAAAUGUAAAUGGUAGUUGCUAUCUAAGUAUGCUAUCUCUAUUUACUGUCUUUUUUUUGUAGGAUUUUUGGAGCUUGUUCUAGUUCAGGUAAAAAGAAUUCUUAAUAUGGUCGUCCUAUUGUGGCCGUUGUUUUUGUAUCAAGGCAAUUUUAGGGCUGUCUCUUGGCAGAGUACCAAACUGGGUAUUGUAAGAGAGAGUUUGGCAUCUACUGUUGUUUAUAGUAGCAGUUUUGUUUUAUGAUUAUAUUUUGAGUUUUGAAUGGA